Molecule: messenger RNA, 4131 nt
Organism: Ectocarpus sp. CCAP 1310/34
Lineage: Eukaryota; Phaeophyceae; Ectocarpales; Ectocarpaceae
Source: the annotation of a GenBank genome assembly
CUCUUCCCUCCCACACCGAGACCCGCCCUGAGAAACCACAACGGCGGACCCACAUGAUAAGAACACCGCGGACCCGAGAGACAGUUAUCCGAAACUUCUUCACGCCAGGCACGGUAGGGGUUCCAAAGGCGGUACUAACCCCGAGAGGAGCAGCAGGGGUGGACGGACAGGAUAUACUGGCACGCAUUACGCGAGGUAAUGGCCGAAACCAACCCCAUUGGAAGCGCUCACGUCCCCCGACACUUGCGAGCGCUGGGUGGCCGGUCAUACGGAGGAAAGUACGGCCAGCACCCCUACCCGUACGCUUCGAUCGAUCGAGAGCUGGCGGCCGCGGCGGUGGUAGGAGACGACGAGGCGCGGCGAGAAACCAUGAACAUAAGAAGCUCUUCUCGGCGGGGACUGGCGGCUGCUGCCGUUUGUGUUGGCUUCGUCGCCGCGGUCACCCUUUUCGCCAGGGUCGACCCACAGCAGUCGACAGGAAGCUCGUACCGCGGGGUGCUGAAGCUUGACAAGGAAGGCCGCAGCGUCCGGGGCGGCUCCUCGAGCGGGCUGACCCUCGUGGCUACCAACGAGUACGGCGAGUACGACCGGGGAGCGCUGGCGCUGUAUGGGUUCGAGAUGCUGGUGGAACCCUACAAGGAGACCACGAUCUCAGUGACCGGUUCUGCGUCCUCGUCGGGAAGCACCUCGUACACGUGGCUGCUCGUGCGCGAGGACGACGACGAGCCCGAGGCGGUCGACCUUGAGAUCGUCGAGCAGAACGACGCCCCGAGCGGCUCGUCGGUCAAGGUCACGCUCAUCGAGGCCGGGGCGACCUACUCGUUGCGCGUGCAGCAGCGGGAGCUCGCCCCGGAGGGCGGCGGCGACGCCUCGGUCCCGGUCGUAGUCUCCGAGAAGACGAUACAGGUGACCUGCAGGCACGUGCGGCGGGAGCUCCGGGACCUGACCUCCGCGGACAGGACGGCGUUCUUCUCGGCCAUGCGGGAAUUCUACACGGUCAACCUGGAGGCCGGCAAGGAGAAGUACGGCAAGACGUUCGCCAACUCCAAGAUAAUGAGUACCUACCACAACUCGCGGAACUACUGUUUCCACUCGGGGAUGCACUUCCUCAACGCCCAUGCGUCCUUCGACCUGUGGGCCGAGCGGUCGCUGCAGAUGAUCGACCCUACGGUAGCGAUGCACUACUGGGACUUCACCAUCGAUGCCGCCACCCUCGGACCAGAUUGGGCGGACAGCGUAAUUUUCAGCAACGACAUGUACGGGUCGGCACUGGGAUCCCCCGACAAUGGCUACCAGAUCUCCGAGGGCUGGUUUGCCGACGUGAAGUCCAUCUACGACCCGGACGAGACGUUUUUGCAAGAACAAAUCAACCCUGGCCACAGCGUCUACGGAUACAUUGACGCGAGGUACAACAUCCAGGCCGUGGAUGGGGUCGCUCGUACAGCCUCAUACUGUGGGGUGAGGGGCGAGUUGGAGUUCGCCACGUGUAAUGUACUCAUCAACUGCUUCGAACAAAACGACAACAUCUCUGAGUGGAACGAGUGCAUGGAAAAUCAGGUCCACGCGGCAAACCACGGAAUGAUGGGAGGAGCGUUCAACUGCAACGUGGACAUGGUGCAGUUCCAGGAGGAUCACCCUGUGUUCAAAGCAGGGCUGCUGUCCUUCGCGCUGGAGUACAUCCUCGUCGGCAUGUGGCCGAGCAACUCCUUCAUGAAGAGCCACAACACGUGCGACACGUCCUGCACCGUGGGGCAGACACAGGACUGCGGGUGCACUUGCGACACCGAUUUCUACGACUGGUCUGACGACGAGGUAUACGACUUGAUGGAGUCACAAAUGGAGACGAUGAACAACAGAGCUCACGGCAACAAGUACGUCUACAGGGACCUCGGCGCCACCUAUCAGUACGGCUUCCAGCAGGACGGAGUUCGGCUGGAACACGACGACAACAUGCUGCUCAUGCGCACCCUCUUGACGCUCGGCUGUGAACCGGGCGCUCUGGGGGCAAUGAGCGUCGGACCCAGCAUCCUCGACCCAGUGUUUUGGGCACUCCACCCGAUCUUCGAAAAAGCCACGCAGCUCUUGCAGCUUUCCCCGACCUACAAGGAUACUUACGACUUCACGUGGGUCGGGAUUGACUGCGGCGACGGCGUGUCCGGCGGGCAGGUGGACGAGACCAUGCCGUUUACAGAGCGGGAUUUCGGCUUCGGCGACGGCGACGAGCCCCUGACGAACCAGGAGAUCAUCGAUUUCCUGUUCCCGACGAACCCCAGGCUGCCCUACGUGUAUGACAAGUUCGACUCCUGGGGAGUCUGCACUGAUUGGGACUUUGAAGUGGCUGCGACUUAACAAUGCCGUGGGUGUGUGCCAUCCAGCUUGACAAAAUGUAGAACGCCGGGCUGUGCUUUGAUUAUGGGCUCGAGCUUCUCGUUGGUCGCCAGUGAGGGACACGCCGCAGGUUGACUUGCGAACACCCGCGCUGUAUGGGCCCCUGCCAGCGAUGUAUGUGGUGUCUUGCUUUUGGUGAUGUUGACGUUGCGGAGUCCGUUAUUCCAUUUUCCUUCGAUAUCUACCCUCGUGACACACGACACUCGAGCGCUGUCUGGUGUCUUCGGCGUAAGUACAAUUCAGUUAAUGUUUGGGGUGAACCACCGCUGCACAGACAGAUGGUUUACCGCCGUAUCCACGACGAUACGCAUACAUCCAUCCGUCGAUCCUUGUGAGAAUGUUUUCUGACGAGGACGCGGGCAAUGCCUUAUAUCACCACUUUUUAUUGGCGGCAGAUUCGGCGCGAGGUCCACCGCAAAAGGUGGCCCUACAUAGUUGCAUGUCGGGGCAAGAGGAGAAUAUGCUAUUCAGGGGAUUGCCACUACUGUAUGCAAAAUCGGGUUUAUGUACAUGUUGAGUUUGUGACCAGAGAUUUGGUGCCACUAUAAAUAUAGGCAUUUCCACUGGUCAAGUUGCCACUAUAUCAGGCCGCUUGCUGUACCGGUGCCUCCUCGCAAGGGCAGAAGGAAAUCAACUUGGGUUCCCUGGAUCGUGGCAAGACCGUUCCUCGGUGAUUGUGUAGGGCGUAUCGUGGCUUUUGUGAUGUUUGACGAGGAAACGGUUUUCAGGUGUGAGAAACGGCGCGUGAGAUGGUGUUCGCGGUGACGUACUCAUUGUCGUGCGUGUUUGUAUUUGUGUAUUGUAUUUGUACACUUCAUAAUAGUCUAGACUUCAGUCUAAACCCCCACUCGAUUUGCCAGGAUGUUCUCAUCGUCACCUAUUGUGCAGACACAUGUCCUCAGUCGCAGCGGCGUUGAGAACAGGUCAUGUCUAUUCGGGAGGCCAGGAUGCCACGAUUCCUAGCCGUUGUUAUAUCUACAGCAGUUCAUACCAUCGCAACAUUUCAAGGAUCUAUAUGCUAUCCAGAGGGAGUUGCUUUCGUUGUGUUCGGAAGCAGCGUGUGAGAAUGUGAACCUUCCCCAUGCUGUAUCUAUGCCUCACGACCCUUUGACGAUAGCUCUGUAUGGUGUUUCGUCUCUCCUUGCCGUUUCUCUUUCGAGAUUGGUGGUCAAGGAGCUGUCGUGCAAUGCUCCUACAUACGAGAGCACGAGAUUCCAACUCUUCGAAACCAAUUGUCCUUCUCUGUUCUAGUUGUUGUUGUUGUUGUUGUUGUUGUUGUUGUUGUCUUCACAUUCAACACCCGUUCCGGUCUCCACCCAGUACCUUAUAAUGUCCGUACUGGUCUAACUGACGAGGAUGCCUUUCGUGGUCACGAGCCAACUGCCCCCCGUAGGGUUGCGAGGAGAAAAUUCACCUUUCCACCAUGCAUAGUUCCGACGUACGGGAACACUAUUGCCCGUUCUGUUGCUGUUGCUUUUCGCAACGCUUCACUUGGCUUAAGUAGUCUUGUUAAAACAUCUGCUUCUUGAAGCUGCGUAAUGUUCGCUUCAUUCCAUUUACGUCUGCGCCACAGCCGCUACCAAAGGGGAAACGUCUCUAAAGGAAAAUUGUUAUUGUUGCAGCGUCGACUGAUCCGGGCGAGAGCUACGCCGCCAAAAUUAUUUUCGUGUUUCCUUCGUUCUUGUUUUUUCAAUGCUCAUCUGUGCAAGUAUGACAUACGGAGCAAUUUUGGUCAAAGUGCGG